AUGGAAGACAAUAACACUCAUCUUUUCGGUCUCUCUCCAAUAACAAUUGCCGUUAUCGGCAUCGUAUUAGCUUCUGCCGGGCUAUUAAUCUACCAUUUCAUCGUGGUCCUAUUGCACAGCAGGUCAAGGGAUCAGCUAGCUCGAGAUCAAACAUUGCCCCAAGAUUCCAUCGCCAGUUUUCAAGACCUGCCAAGCAGCUUCGAAAAUUCGAUUGCAUCGCUUAUCCCUGCGUGUAAAUACACUAAUGACAUUGGUACGGUGUCGAAAUCUGAAGAUGUAACAUGUGCAGUAUGCUUAAGUGAGUUCAAGGAUGGUGAGGAAGUUAAGGUUUUGCCUGAAUGUUUGCACACAUUUCAUGUUUCUUGUAUCGAUAUGUGGCUAUCCUCUCACUCGAAUUGCCCGAUUUGCCGGACCGACAUGGGUGUCUCAACGCCAGCCCACCAACAGUCAGAAUCCGACACCUUUGGGAUACCGGAUUCUGGUGAACCACAGCGAGCAAUUUGA
Dovyalis caffra is the source of this 504-nucleotide messenger RNA. The record is from the annotation of a GenBank genome assembly. Lineage: Eukaryota; Viridiplantae; Streptophyta; Magnoliopsida; Malpighiales; Salicaceae.